Falco peregrinus (peregrine falcon) is the source of this 3985-nucleotide messenger RNA. Its product is annotated as exocyst complex component 1-like. The record is from RefSeq and is a predicted model, not a curated record. The coding region runs from base 402 to 3056 and encodes 884 amino acids. The transcript has 20 exons. Gene Ontology annotation, biological process: Golgi to plasma membrane transport; exocytosis. Gene Ontology annotation, molecular function: phosphatidylinositol-4,5-bisphosphate binding. Gene Ontology annotation, cellular component: plasma membrane; exocyst. Lineage: Eukaryota; Metazoa; Chordata; Aves; Falconiformes; Falconidae.
CCCGACCUCAAGCCGGCGGCUCAGGGGCUUCGUUCAGGUUCUUCAGGCUUCCUGUUUUUCUCUGAAAGCUUUCAUUUUACCAGCAAACUGUUUCCUGUUCUAAGGCUUCUUGCGACUGAAAUCCUACAGUUUAUCCCCAGCAAGACGUGGAUGGUUAAUUACCUGAUUAACUUGAAGCCAGGGGAGCUCAAAAGAGUGGGGAUCUCUGUGGGAGUUUAGCAGCUGCUGGCUCUUAGUAUCCAUUUGCAAGCAUCUGAGCCCUGCGAGCACUUUCAGCUCUGCACAGGACUUUCCCCUUGCUGCUGGCUGGCAAGGGAGCUGGACUGGCAAGCUGAUCUGCCUUUGGAGGGUUGCUGUGUAUUUCUGCUAAGCUAAAGCCCCCAGGAUCUCCAAGAGGCAGGAUGCCUCAGAGCAAAGCUCCCAACGUAGAGUUGCGGCUUCUUUAUGGUAUCGCCAUGGCUUCUCUCUGGAGCUCGCUGGAAAAAGAUGUGUUCAACCCGCAGAAAAAGAGGCUACUGGAAACCAUUCAUGUCUGGAAGACAGGGAAGAAGAAGAAGAUGUCCAUUCUCUGUGUCGUGGUGGACACCUUUAUGCCAAUGCAGCCGUUUCUGGUGAGGGUCAAGACAGACCGAGGAGAGCAGUACAAGAUAGCCUGCCGGUGGCCUUUAGCAGAGCUGAAGCUUGUGGAUGGCAAGACCCUCAGUCAGGCAAGCCUGGAUUUUGAUCUGCAGUUUGACAAGGUUUACAAGUGGACAGCUAGCAGCUUUGAUGAGAAGAAAACCUUUAUCAGAUGCUUAUGGAAGCUGAACCACCGAUUCCUCGCCAGCUCUAUCGCAUUUGUGAAUGUCCCCUCCUGUGUAGCAGAAGGGAGACAAAGGCCCCAAGAAGAUAGGAAGGACACUGUGGAGGCUGAGAGCCAGGAGGAGCUCAGUGUGUACCAGGAGAUGACACCAAGGGAAGCUGCUGAUGUGUUGAAACUGAUGGAGGAGUACGAGCCCCUUGUGAACAACUCGGUGGCCUUUGCAGAGCAGCUGACCAAUGAUCUCCAUGUGCUGGAUGAGGCCAACCUUAGAGCCAUUAUCUCUUCUGAGAAGCAGGUGACACAGCUGAUGAGCUCCAUCGAUGAGGCCCUCGCAGAGGUGGCCCGAGUGGAGGAGACCUUGCAGAUCUAUGAUGAGUUACUGGGAAGUGUGAAGCAGCAGAUGGACCACAUCCACCAGGAAAACUCCUUGCUCCAUCACAUCGUUGCCAACAAGACAAGGCUGAUGGACAAGAUCCUUUUCCUCACGACCCACCUUGACCUCAGCAGGGACCACUGUGAUGCUCUGAGCCGGGGAGACCUUUCCAGCCCCAGCAGAGUGAAAGCCUGCAUUGCUGCAGCGGAGGCUUUAUCUGGCUGCAUGAGCAUCGAGAUACAGCCCAGUUACCGGAAACUGCAGUCUGUGGCUGAGCAGCUGAUCAUGUUUGAAACACUCAAGCAGAACUUCGAAAACUCUUUCAUCAGCCACAUUACAAGCAUCUUUGAGCUGCAGGGUAAUGCUCAGGUCCUUGCUCUCGGCCAGCCCAUUGAGAAGCUAUCUGCACCAAGCCACAGACUCCACCACGAGGAACUGGUGCCCUACACCCCGCUCAUGGCCUGGCUGAGGAACGCCAACCCAGUUCUGUUCUGCGAUCUCCCCAAGGUCUAUGCCCAGAACCUCAGCAGACUCUAUGAGCGGGAAAUCAAAGCCUUUUUUGAACCAGCCAAAACCUUCUUGUUAGGAAGAAGAAAAGGAAGUCUUCAGGAAAGCUUAGAGAAGCCAAUGGUGAUGGGGAGCAGGCAGCAGUCUCGAUGGAGCCUCCCAGGGAGCAGAGAAGACCAGGAGCACACGCUGGACAAGAGCAAUGUCAUCAAGCAGAUGCUGGAACAGGUGCUGAGAGAGCUGCAACCCCUUUGCACCGCGGAGCAGCAGUUCAUUGAGAAGUUCUUCCAGCUAAGCCACGGUGCUGCAGAGCUGCAGGUGCCGGAGGCAUCUGCCACUAAGGGAGGAGAGAGCAUGGCAUCCCCAGAGGACCCUCCUUGCACCAAGCCUCGGAACCAACUAGAAGAACCUAUGACCCAGCUGCUGAGUGAGAUCUUCAGUUGCCUGGAACCAGAGCUGAGAGGAUUUCUAGAUGUCUGCAAUAAGGUCCACCCACUUGGCUGCUUGCAGGUCCUGGUUACCUUGAAUGACUCCAUCUUUGAGAUGUGGGGCUCUUCUUCAGCUCUCCCUUCGUCCUUCCUCAACACUGUCCUGGGCAACAUGCUGCUCCUGGCCAAGGGCAGCUUCAACAAGUGCAUUGGGGCCUUGUGCAAAGAGGCUGAGGAGGCAAAGAUGCCCAGCAAGAUGAAAGGUGGGAUCCUGCCCUCCGUGACCCUCUUUGAGGAGUUUGUGAACUUCUCAGAGAAGGUGUUCAGGACAGCUCGGCGGAGAGGGGAGCUGGACAAAGCAUAUCUUAGACUGGCCGGCAGCAUCUUCAGCAGCAUCAACAGUCUGUCCUCAGCAAACCUGAAGGUAAAUGCAGAUAUGAUCAUGAUGGAAAAUUUCCACCACAUUCACUGCUUCCUGUGCCAAAAGAAGAUCCACUGCUUGGAGGGCAAGAAGAGAGAAGCCAAGGAGAGGUAUAGUGAGCAUAUGGAGAAAUAUGUCAUCAGGUACCUGGGCCAGCCACUGGAGAAGCUCAAUCACUUCUUCGAAGGGGUGAAAGCCCGUGUGGCUCAAGGGGUAAAAGAAGAAGAAGUCAGCUUUCAGCUGGCCUACAGCAAGCAAGAGCUGAGGAAGGUCAUCGAGAAAUACCCUGGCAAAGAAGUAAAAAAAGCCCUUGAGACCCUCUACAGGAAAAUCCACAAGUAUCUCUCCCCAGAGGAAAAUCUUUUGCCGGUGGUGUGGCACGCCAUGGAGCAGGAGUUCAUACGUCAGUACCAGGAGUUUGAGGAGCUGAUCCAACGCUGUUAUGCAGGGUCAGGGAUUGUCAUGGACUUCACCACGGAGGACUUGCUGAACUACUUCAAGUCCAUCACGCUGUCCAACAUGUAGAGACAACCCCCUCUAGAUGUCUGCUGGGAGCAGCUCAGGAACCCUCAUCUGCAGCUGCACCUUUAAGGAGCUAAACUCAAAACCCUGCUCAAGCUUGAUAAUGUGGGGGUCCCACCCUGACCUUAAUGUCAAAGUGUCUCUGUCUUCUUGGGCUAAGGCUAGAUCUCCCUUGGAGAAGCAGGGUUCUCAGACAAAAGCCACAGCUUCCCUGCUCCAAGAAACCAUUAUGCAGCUAGUAAAAAAACCCCACAAACACACACCUUUCUCCCCCCCCCAAAAAAAAACAACAACCAGAAACAAACCCCAACCCUCCCCAAACUCACAUCUCUGCCAAAGGGAGUGCCAGUUCAGCUUAUAAACUGAAGCCCAGACCAGCAGGAUCAUUGACCAGGUAGAGGCACAUCUGGAGCUAGGCUAGGAACCAGCACCUAUCCACCAAACCUCAGACAUAGAGUGGGAGCCCUGAGAAGAGCUUAAAUAUGCCUCAGGUCCCAUGGAUGUGCGUGGAAGCCUCCAGAUGAGGCUGGUCAGGGCUAUUAAGGCCAAUUAGUGCCCUCAAAGCCUUGUCAGGGAUCAGUGCCACUGGUCCUUUUACUAGCAUCUGUGGGAAUAACUUCAGGAGUUCUAGUAAAGAAAAGAGACUAGGAUUUUUUCCAAGAAAAUGGGGUUUGGGAGGUCUACCCACUGCUUACCACUCUGUCCCUCUUGAUCUGGACUGGAAAGGACAGUAGAAAUCACCAAGAUAGCCCGCUCAUUCACAUGUUGUGGAAAUCAGGAGUGGACAGAAGGAAGAGUUGCUGCAGCCUCCUUCAGGCAGGGCUGCAGCGCGAGACAAGUGGCACUGUCCUGCUUGCCCCACUUGUGGCCAGCUGGCACAGGAGUGGGCUCUCACCUGUGUUUCGAAAAUAAAUGUGGUCUGUUUUCUGUAA